Molecule: messenger RNA, 4284 nt
Organism: Plenodomus lingam JN3
Lineage: Eukaryota; Fungi; Ascomycota; Dothideomycetes; Pleosporales; Leptosphaeriaceae
Source: RefSeq, a predicted model, not a curated record
AUGGACAGUGACACGCAAUGUGCCGUGGUGGAGGGAGAAUCAAAAGCAAAACACAACGGAGGUGGGGAAGAGGGGGACGAUGGCAGUUUGGCUGGCGUUUGCGUCUGCAGCCAUCUGCACAGUGCACGCAAUACGCAAUGCGUCUUAGCCGCAUCGCCAACUCGUUGGGUUCCCGAGCUCUGGCUGAGUGAGGCUGAGGGUGUGGGGAAGAACGAGCACCAGACCGGCACCAGCUCGCAGUUCACUCUUCUCGUGCAGCUACCAAGCUUGCCCCCCCUCUCUCCUCCUCACCGGCCCUUUACACCUAGCCAUUCUGGAUCCGACGUCGGACUGGACGGCUUAGUAGCAAGCCAACUGGAGACCAUCGGUAUGGACGAACAGGCGUGUCGCUUGUCCGUUGACCUCGCAACACCAGGCCUCUGCGCAGACCCCCAGCCAGUGAGCCGUUCCCUUGUCGCUCGUUUGGCCGUGUUUGGCACCUCUGUUGUCUGGUCACCACCGACGGCUGCCAUUCCUAUUCUUUGCUUCUUUUGCUUGCGCAUCCACCGGCCCGAUCGGAUUCGCAUUCCUCCGAAUCCAAUGUCUCUGCCGCUGCGACCCAAUGGGCCGCCCAGCGAGCAUGCGGCGCGCCGUGAGCGACAUCAUUCCCGCCGCGACUCAUCAGGCCGGCGUGGAUCCACAGGCCAGUCUUCUGGGCGACGACGAAGAACCUCGGACCUUGAAAACACUCGAUCGCACGACCGCACCCCCACCAAAGCCCCCAUCCCGCCCUACUCGAGAGCGCUCCCUUCGCCAGGCACGCCGGUGCCCAUGGACCGCGACCCCAUAAUGCGAGGCCUGCCCACGCCCUCUGGUCCCGAACUGGGCAGGAAGCGUAGUCUCAUCAGACCCGAGCGCCAGCGCAUCGACUCGGACCAUCCCAACUACCACUAUCGCAAGCAUGCCCAGAAAAUGCCCGUCCAACCCUCGACGACGGGCAACGACCCCAUUUUGGAGGAUUACAUGGAGGCCGAGACAAUCAGCUCCGACGCCACGGAUUUGAAGCCCCCGCAUCUGCGAAAUGCCUCGGGCGGGCCUUACACCGAUAAACAAGUACCGCUAGACGACGAAUCCCCUCGUGGCCCACGCAAGUUGUCGCGCAACAAGACCAUGGAAAACCUGGAGAAGCAGCGCCAAAAGGAAAAGGACAAGCUGCGCCCACCCAGUCUCUGGAACGUCUACUGCGCCGUCGUGACCUUUUGGUGUCCCAAUGCCCUGUUAAAAUGCUUUGGCAAACCGCAAAAGGCGCAACAGCGAGCGUGGCGGGAAAAGGUCGGCCUGGUCAGCAUCAUUCUCUGCAUCUGUACCUUUGUUGGCUACCUGACCUUUGGAUUCACCGAGACCGUCUGCCCAUCCGGUGGCAAUGCUCGCAUGCAGGCCAACAAGGUCGACCGCGGUCACUUGAUCGUCCACGGCAAGGCCUAUGACCUUGCCCAAUCCACGCAUCCUCUCGCCAGAAACGUGCCCUCUGGGGCCAACGUUCUUUUUGAUCUGCCCGAAAAGCACGGUGGUCAGGAUGCCAGUUUCUUGUUCCAAAACGUCAAUGGCGCUUGCAAGGGCUUGAUUACGGCCAAAGAAGACGCUGGCAUUCCUACAAGUGGCAACGACUUGGCCUGGUAUUUCCCCUGUCGCCUCUUCAACCAAGACGGCUCGACCAGGCCCAACACGACCUUUGAGGAAUACAAUGGUUACCAGUGUCACACUUCGGACGGUGCACGCCGGGCUUUUUACUCACUUCGCAACGCUGGUGAUGUCUACUUUACAUGGGACGAUAUCCGAAACAGCUCUCGCAACCUCAUGGUCUGGGGAGGCGAUGUGCUAGACCUCAACUUGUUGGACUGGUUCAACAGAACCCAGAUCAACGUCCCCAAUCGCUUUGACGAGAUCCGCCAAAACCCUGCUGUACGUGGAAUAGACGUGACGCGUGUCUACUCCUCGAGCUACGAGAAACAGGUCGCGCGCUGCUUCACGGAGAUUAUCAAGGUGGGAUCCAUUGAUACCGAAAGUAUUGGCUGCAUCGCCUCCAAGGUUGUCUUGUACGUAUCUUUGGUAUUCAUUCUGGCCGUCGUUGUUUCCAAGUUCGUUUUGGCUUUGGCAUUCCAGUGGUUCAUCAGCAGGAGCUUUGCUGCCUCCAAGACGUCGAUAGGCAAAGCCGAUUCGAAGGAGCGUAAACAAGCCAUUGAAGAAUGGAGCGACGACAUUUACCGCCCACCACCAAAGCUAGGUGAUGCAUCUGCGGGUCCCGAUCGAUCGAGCAAGCGUGGCAGCACCUUCUUGCCCCAGACUUCACGUUUCACUAGCCCGUAUUCCAUCGACAAGGCAGCCAAGACCCGCGCUCCCCCAACCACGAUGACAAGUCAAAGCACUGGAUCUCGUCUCGCUUCUUCCAAUACGGGCAUGUACACGCAGCUCAAUGCGAGCCACGGUACGUUGCCCGCAUACGAAGGAAAACCCUCGGGGCAGGCCUCUAGAUCGAGCGUACUUCUUUCUGGCUCGAAUGAGAAGAGCCGCCACUCUACCGCCCUGGUUGAAAGUGAAGGCCCCGGACCUGCUGGCUUUAUCCAUGACGCCGUCGUUCCGCAACCUCCUCCAGAGUGGCAACCCUUUGGCUACCCAUUAGCCCACGCCAUCUGCUUGGUUACCGCCUAUUCGGAGGGUGCAGAAGGUCUGCGCACGACGCUGGACUCGAUUGCCACGACCGACUACCCCAACAGCCACAAGUUGAUCUUGGUCAUUUGUGACGGUAUCAUCAAGGGCAAGGGCGAAGACUUGUCAACGCCAGAUAUCGCCCUUGCUAUGAUGAAGGAUCACGCCGUCCUGCCACACGAAGUUUCGGCGUUUUCCUAUGUUGCGGUCGCUAGUGGUUCAAAGCGUCACAACAUGGCCAAGAUCUACUCGGGCUUCUACAACUACGGCGAGGACUCUCGUAUUCCUGUUGAUAAGCAACAGCGUGUACCGAUGAUGGUCGUUGUCAAGUGCGGGACGCCCGAUGAAGCCAAAAAGUCAAAGCCUGGCAAUCGUGGAAAGCGCGACAGUCAGAUUAUCCUCAUGUCAUUCUUGCAGAAGGUCAUGUUUGACGAGCGUAUGACGGAGCUUGAGUUUGAGAUGUUCAAUGGCAUCUGGAAGAUUACUGGUAUAUCGCCCGACUUUUACGAGAUUGUGCUCAUGGUCGACGCCGACACAAAGGUAUUCCCGGACAGUCUGACGCAUAUGAUCUCAGCCAUGGUCAAGGACCCAGAGAUCAUGGGUUUGUGUGGCGAAACGAAGAUUGCCAAUAAGCGAGACUCAUGGGUGUCGAUGAUCCAGGUGUUUGAAUACUUCAUCUCUCACCACCUCGCCAAAUCGUUUGAAUCGGUGUUUGGUGGUGUCACCUGUCUACCAGGAUGCUUCUGCAUGUACCGCAUCAAGGCUCCCAAGGGUGGUCAAAACUACUGGGUGCCGAUCCUGGCUAAUCCGGACGUCGUGGAGCAUUACUCGGAAAACGUCGUCGACACGUUGCACAAGAAGAAUCUGCUGUUACUGGGUGAGGACCGUUACCUGUCGACGCUGAUGCUCAAGACAUUUCCCAAGCGCAAGCAGGUGUUUGUACCCCAAGCCGUCUGCAAAACCACUGUGCCGGAUUCGUUCAAAGUGCUCCUGUCGCAGCGUAGGCGAUGGAUUAAUAGUACGGUCCACAACUUGAUGGAGCUGGUGCUAGUGCGCGAUCUGUGUGGGACCUUCUGCUUCAGCAUGCAGUUUGUCGUGUUCAUCGAGCUGAUGGGAACAUUGGUGCUUCCCGCCGCCAUUGCAUUCACCUUCUACCUAAUCGCCAUCUCCAUCAAGGCCGCCGUGCUCAACACCGAAGCACCCCUCAUCCCGCUCAUCCUCCUCGCCCUGAUUCUCGGCCUGCCCGCCGUGCUCAUCGUCAUCACCGCUCACCGCUGGUCCUAUGUAGCAUGGAUGUUUGUCUACCUGCUGUCACUCCCGAUUUGGAACUUUGUCCUACCCACGUACGCCUUCUGGAAAUUCGACGACUUCAGCUGGGGCGACACGCGCAAGACGGCGGGCGAGAAGACGAAGAAGGCCGGGCUCGAGUACGAGGGUGAAUUCGAUAGUAGCAAGAUUACGAUGCGCAGGUGGCACGACUUUGAAGCAGAACGCAGACUCAGGACUGCAGGCGCCGCUUGGUCACAACAGCCCACGUCGGCUGGGGGUUAUGCACAGCCGCAACAGCAGCAGCAGGGAUACGACCAGUACUAUGAUUGA